GUAGUACAAAAUGGCCACAGUACAAAAUAUAGAAGCAAUAAAUAUAAAAAACCACAUACAGAGAGAUGGUAUGAACAAUGAGAUCUCAUCUACUUCUAGUGAUGAGAAUCAAACUGGCAGAGUUGUUAAAUACAACAAUUAUAAUAAAAAACGGUAUAAAGAUUUUUCAUCGGACAAUGAAACCGACAACCAAAACUCAAGCCUUCCACAGAGGCAUCAUUACAAAUCUUUGAACAAUAUUAAUGAUUCAUUAAGAGAAUACAACCAGAACAGUAUCAACAGUAUAAGCAAUAUAGACCUAAGUCUUCACAGUAAUGAGAUAAAAAAGUUUGAGUCUUUCAGAAUACCGAUAGUAGGGUAUGAGGUCAUGGAAGAAAGAGCCCGCUUUACAAUAUACAAGUUGAAGGUUGAGGAUGACAAACGCGAUCAGUCAUGGCUAGUUUUCAGACGAUAUACCGAUUUUGUAAGGCUUUACAAUCGGAUUAAGAAUGAACAGCCUAAUUUGGUUUUACCGUUGCCUGGAAAGCGGUGGUUCCGGGAUAACUUUGAGCCAGCAUUCCUGGAAGACAGGGUUCAAGGCUUGCAGGUUUUUGUUAACAGUGUGGUGAGUAAAUUGCCAGAUCAUCCAGUAGUGAGGGAUUUCUUUUGCAUGGAUGAACCACCACAAGUGUUCACUUAUCAACCGGAGGUCCAGGCUGUUUAUGGAGCUUUAGAAGACUCUAUAACAACUCUGAAGAUACAGUUGAAACAAAAGGAUGCCACCAUAAUGCAUUUGCAGAACCGUCUUCUGCAAUUGGAGGAGCGGAUAAAGGUUUGCCCCAAUUGUUCAAGCCAAACAUAAUGAUGUACAAUAGUUAUUUAUGCAACUGUUGUGUAAUAAGGGGUAUUAAAACACGAAUGUGGUUUUAUAAUAGUAUCACAUGAGUGUUUUAAUACCUAAUUAUCAACAGUUGCAUGCAAUACUUUAUCUACACCCAUCAUAUGAAUCCUUUAUAAAAGAUUCUGAAAGAGCUUACUGCUAACAUUAAAAAUACCAGUUCUAGUAACCAUUACAUCAUCCAAACGAGUGUUGUAAUGAAAGUGGAUGAUGUAAUGUUGUACUGAAUUUCAUUACAACACUCGUUUGGAUGAUGUAAUGGUAAUUAGGACAUUGGGUGUUUUAUUGUUGGCAAUAAGCUAACUGUUGUAGAAUCUUUAGUAGAGGAUUUAAAGUAUGGGUGUCGAUAAAUAUUUAUAUUUAAUACAGGGUUGUGUGUAAAUACAAAUAGCUGUCAGGAGAAAAUGUUGCUGUGUACUGCUACCAUUCUGAUCAAGGUGACAGUCUGAGUCAGCUGUAUUUAAUACAUGGAUGAUUUAUGGUGUCUAAUUUGAGGUUAGUAUUAGGAAAAACAUUUUUUAAAGUAUGAGUAAUUUUUAUUAGUGUUUUACAUUAGAUGUCCCAUGUAAACGUGAUUUGGAAAGGAUUCGAAACGUCGGGGUAACUUUCACCAAAAUCGAACACUGUAAAAACUACACGCGUUUUAAUCCUUUAAAAGGUGUUAUAUAAAGGUGUUAUGUGUAACGCUCGCGUAAAUGAAAGAAAAUACUAUCCUCCUUAUUCAUAAUAGUCUGCUAACUUAAAGCAUUGCUAAUUCUCACUCUGUCUUCUAUUGACCUAAGUCAGUAUGAGAAAAAACACUCCUAAGCGGCUGUUUAAAGUUAGUGGACCAUUAUGAAUAAGGGGGUAUGUUGGUAACGUGUUUUACAUGCAACCCUAUAUAUUAUAGAAAACAACAGAUUUACAUUGUUAAUUUAAUAUUACUUAAUAUGUACUGAUGUUAGGUUCCGUCCGACUGUUCUUACACUGUUUUUUAUCAAAACUUUAUUUAGUGUUCACUUAUUGAAACUUAUUUACCCCGCAAACAUGGGAAAAAAACAGAUUUUGAAGUUAUUUAGGCGCGUUAUGAAAAAAUGAUGAGAGUGAAAUUCUAAGAUGCGCGCGCAUCUCUGUAACACAGGUUGAAGUUGGUUCCUAAAAUUUUCUGACGUUUGCGUAAUUCGUAAUUUUUUGGUUUCUUCGUCUAUUAUUAGGACAGGCAAAUGGUUCAAGCCAAUACAGCCGUAUUCGGUAAUAUUCAUUUAUUCAUUUCACGAUUUUUACAAUAUUGUUCUUUCUACAAACGUAGAAUAGCACGACGAAAAAAUAAUUUUAAGGAUUUGUUUUUUUACGCCAAAGAAGUAUAACUUCUUGCGUGCAUACAUAAGUAUGUCACCGCGAAGGUCACAUUCUUUGUGACCGAGGUAUAAGUUUGAAGGAGACGCUGUGUUACGCGUUACGUGUUUCUGUUAUAUACGCUCUAUUACUUAUUGUGCCUACUAAUGUUGAGUGAGUGUUAGGGUAGCUAAUAAUACUAUUAUUAUUUCAUUUGUUCAGGAUAAAAACGGUCACAGUUCAAAUACUUAAACUGUAAAUUGCUGAAAAUCUCGGGAAUGAUCUAGAAAGUUCCAGAAUAUGUGCAACUUAUGUGAAGAAUCUAGAAAGUUUCUGGAAUGAUCUAGAAUGUUCUAAGACUUUCUGGAAUGAUUUAGAAAUUGAUGCCAAACGGUCUAGCAAAUUUUUAAUAUUUCUGAAAUGAUCUGGGAAGUUCCAAAAUGCGCUGAAACUGUAAAAAAUAUCUAUGAUAUCUAUCUACUUUAGAAAAUGGAUCCUUGAAUAUUUCUUAUACCAUUAAACAUCCGAUGUAAUUUAACGCCGGGUUUUGCUUCUAGUUAUAAUAUGAAAGAGAUAGCGGUAAGGACAGCCGGGUACGGUCAAAAUGACAACGCGACAAUAACUUUAUUAUAACAAUAUAUAGUUUUAUUUCUAGUAUUUCUAAAAUACAAUAUUUUUUUUAGUGUUAAGAUCUGCAUUUAUCAUUCAUAUUUUAUAUAUUGAUUUUAUAGUCUUUAGAUUAGAUAUAUAAGAAUUGAAAUUUCAGUGAGGUACAGAUUUCAUUUAAAAUUUUUGAUUCUUUUAAAACGUAAAAGUAAAUUCUCUCCCUCGGUCUCGAAUAAGGUUCAAUCUGUGUGUACCUCAUUUGAAAGGAGUUCAUUAGUUAAUAAUUUUUUACCAAAUAAUUUUAAUUGAUUUUUCUUUAGCUGGAUUUAUUGGUCAUUACUUUGUAUUCUAAUAUUAUUUCAUUGUUACAAAUGACAUAAUGAUUUCCUGUUUUCACACUUCUAUUAUCUACUCGCAUAUCAUAAGCCUCCAUGAUGCAUUAUGACCACUAUAAAUUAUAACCGUUCCGGUGAAUCUAAGGCAGUAAUGAAAUGAUUUCUCGCAGCUGUCAUAGUUUUUUUUUAAUUCAGAGACAAACUAGAGUCGGCCGCAACCAAUCAUAUUUUUCGAUACUUUAUCUACAUCCAUGAUUUAAAUCCUAUUGCUCACUGCCAACAUUAAAACACCCAAUGUCCUAAUAACCAUUACAUCAUCCAAACGAGUGUUGUAAUGAAAUUGAGUACAACAUUGCAUCAUCCGUUUUCAUAAUAACACUCCUUUGGAUUAUAUUAUGGUUACUAGGCGUGGCUUUUUUAAUGUUAGCAGUAAGCUAACUGUUUCAGAAUCUUUUAUAUAGGAUUCAUAUCAUGGGUGUAGAUAAAGUCUUGUAUGCAACUGUUGAUAAUUAGGUAUUAAAACACUCAUACUAUUAUCGCAACCCAACACCAUAGUUGCAUUUGUCAAAUUUGUAUUCAAACUGACAUUUCAUUUCAAACUAAACGUGAUCUCGACUGAUAAUAGAAUAGAGGUCAAAUCAUUUUCUUUUUGUUUUUCAGAAUGUUCAAAAUUUGAAUGAAAUAAACAAUGACGUUCUAUACACAUAGACAAAUCAUACCCAGCCUGAUAUCGGAACGGUAAAAGUGUGCUUAAAGAUAAUUUAAGCACAUUUUUCCCCUUAGUCGUGUGUCUACUGCCAUUGACCGAAUCGAAUCUAAACUGUAUAUAUAUUUUACAUUGCUGCUUAUCUUUAUGGUGGUCAUAAGGCCGUUCCCAAUAUUCAGUCUAUCUCUUACUUGAGAUAAAAAUCGUAACUAUCGUUGACGUUUCUGUCCCAAUAAACUUAUCGACGGUAACUCACCUUGUCCGUGCACGCUGUCUGUCAAUUGGACGACGUAUAGCUUACCAGCGAUAUAAAGUUUGUAUGGAAAUUGCAAUUCACGCGUGCGAAUAUAAGGCGAUAAGAAUGACUUAUCGGGUAUAUUGGGACAGCUUCAGAUUAUUGACAGCAAAUUACUGACAGUAGAAGGUAGUAAUGUAUCUCUAUCUGUAGAUAGUAUAUUGGGAAGGGCCGAUAGUGUGCGGUUCUUGAACGCACUUUGAAGUAUUUAUGAUAUUUAAGUAUAUCAAAUAACAUAGCAUAGAUUUGUGCGCACAACAUAUUUCUAAUGAUAAUGAAAUUUCUAAGCUAACUGGACGCCAUUUUGUCAUGACCAACAUAACAUAUCGGUGCUGAUAUAAAAGCAUUAUAAAUGUGAUAAGUUAAUAUAAAUAAGUAUACAGGAUGGCCGAGAAGUUGACGUCCGAAGCCAAAAUUUGAAUUUGGCUCAUUUUAUUGGCCAAUGUUCUGGGAAGUUUUUAAUAAUAGUUAGAAGCCAUAGGCUCCCCAUUUUUUUUUUGUUUGCUUGAACAUUUUCAUGAAUUCAGCUGGAGCAGUUAUCUUGAACUUACGACUCAAUUCUAAACUAGUUCCGCAUUGUCUAAACUAUUCAUAGUUUCUUAUGUGGUUAUUGCAACUGUAGUUAAUAAUUAUCAACAAUAAAAUUAACUAAAAGUGUUCAAAAAAAUUAGAAAAAAGUCCUAAACCACAAUUAGGUGAGAAAUGCGGAUAAAAGGGGAAAAAAAUAUUAUCUCCUAAACUACGCAAAAUCGUAGAACAUACAUAGGGGUGAUUCGGAUACUCAUUUUAGAUUUCAAAUUUUAGCUUUGGACGUCAACUUCUCGGCCAUCCUGUAUAAAAAAACCUCGUUUGUAGUAUAUCUUAUUAAAUAGUAAUGUAAUUGGACAUAGAUUCUGAAAAACGUUCCAAGCCACAAACAUAACAUUUCAAGGAAUUCGUGUUUAAAGUUUAAUGAAUAUUAGUGUAUACAUGUGAGUUGGGCUACUAGGUCAUGAUGUCACGAGUUAGAGUGAUAGUAGGGCUGCCAUUUUUUGUCAGUCCGUUUAUAUGAAUCACGUGAUCAGUUUUGCGUUCUUUACUCAAUUUCGACAUGAUUGUGGUUUGGAACGUGUUUCUGGUAUUACGUCCGAUUAUUGAAAAAAGUGCAAAGCAAUAGUAGGUUAGGAUGUUGAUUUCUGUACCGUUUUAAAAAAAAUAAGUAAGCCGAGUCAUUAGAGAAAAGAAUCUUAAAUGGCGGGAAAUUGUGGAAAAUGAAACCUCCAUGAUUCUUGAUUUUUUACUCAUAAUUUUUUGUCAGAGCAGCAUUUGUCCCUAUAACACUGAUUUUGUCGCAUCCGCUUCAUAUUAGUACAAAUACAAAUAUUUUUUAUUCAAAAUCAGUUAUUGAACGUCAAAAACUACCACCCAUUCUAAAUAGACUGCCUCAGACCUGAGAAGAACGGGCGCAUGAAACUCAGCGGGUUUUUUUUUUUAUAAAAUAUGGAUUACAAUGUGAUAAUGUACAAUAAACAUUUAUAAUUAAAGUGCCUGAGGGUGUUCGCUUCAUUCUCAGUCUGUGGUGUCAUUAAGAAAAAUCGUACAUGCUAUAGUAACCUUUCUCACACAAACGUUUUUUUUCUACAAUCCGGUUGCAUUAUCUCUGGACCAUAGCUUUGUUACGGUGUGCAAAACAAGCAGUAGUGCAAAACAGCAGCAUGUAAAGGAGUAGUAUUAUUAUAUGUAAUGAUGAAAAAUAAACGAAAGCACCUAGGUUAAGUACAAAGUUAAAUAAAAACAAUUUAAACUAUAAUAGUACAAAAGUCACAACAUAACAAUGAAAACUUCAAAGCAGUGACAGCACGAAAAUAUCACGACAUGUACCUAACGGUAAUGAAUAUGCAAACCGUACUGACUCAAGGGGACGAGCGCGAGGGGGUGACAGGGGAACGGGAGGGGCUUUCACGUUCCAGCGAGUACCAGAGAAGAUGUGACCGUGUGUAGUAUAUAUAUAAAUAUUGAUGUAGGAUUCUUAAAUCUAAUAAAGUCCUCAGCUGAUAUUAUUACCUCUUCAGAACGUCAUUUCUUGAUGGAUUUUAAUAAUUUAAAAUAAAAAGAUAUCGAAUUAAUCCUCGUUAUGGGUACAAGCCGCCAUUUAAGAUUCCUUUCUCACUUAAAUAUAAAUAUAUUUUACAAUUCAUAUACAUUUCUUUGUUGUUAAUGUUAUAAAUGAUGAUCUCUAGUUUUACACACCCUAGCUAUUUGGGUGUCAACAAUUCCUAAUGAUUUUAUUAAUUAAAAUCGACUUUACUUACGAUUCCACGAUCGGUGAGUGCGCGGUCACGCCCCAUCUCGCACUACGGACUUGCGCUCGUAGUACGUGGCUCGACAGGGCGCGGGGCGCGGGGUGCACCAGCGGUAACACCGAGAGUUGCAGGCAGUUGGUAGGUUUUGUGUAAAUUGACUAACAAUCACCUCAAUUUAAUCAUCGGUACUAUGGGUCUAAUGCAAUGGUUUCCAAGCGAUUUCAACACCGAUGAAUCGUGAGUAAAGGCGACUUAAAUAAAUCAAUUUAUUAUUAUGGCAUAACAUGUUUCGAAGAGAUUUUGUUAAACUUAGCGGAGUUAAAACUAUAGAUAAUCAUUUAUUACAUGUAAAAUGUAAUAACAUUGAUUCAUAUUAAUAAAAUAGUGUUGUGAUAAAAUAUGGUACAACAUACUGUGCCUUAUUCAAUUUAUAAUAUACAUCUAAUUAUAUUAUAUUAAUGAUUUCAUAUAUUUGUGACAAAAUGAAAAAUUUACAGCUCUCUUGGGAUAUAAAUGUGUAAAAUACAAUAUGAUAUGUAUUUGUGAAUUUAUUAUAAUGAAUUGCGAUGGAUAUGUGUUAUUUUUUAAUUAAGUCUGUUUUGUACUUUAAGGAAGGUGUGUGCGCUUUUUUUGAAGGUACCCAUGUCGUAUAGUCCCGGAAACACCG
Molecule: messenger RNA, 7082 nt
Organism: Leptidea sinapis
Lineage: Eukaryota; Metazoa; Arthropoda; Insecta; Lepidoptera; Pieridae
Gene: Snx16
Product: sorting nexin-16
Exons: 1
Coding region: 11-841 (276 amino acids)
Biological process (GO): early endosome to late endosome transport; endosome to lysosome transport; protein targeting to lysosome
Cellular component (GO): extrinsic component of endosome membrane; early endosome; late endosome
Molecular function (GO): phosphatidylinositol binding
Source: RefSeq, a predicted model, not a curated record